This is a messenger RNA of Gracilinanus agilis (Agile Gracile Mouse Opossum), 2077 nucleotides long. RefSeq names its product Rh family C glycoprotein (gene RHCG). Gene Ontology annotation, biological process: ammonium transmembrane transport; ammonium homeostasis. Gene Ontology annotation, cellular component: apical plasma membrane; plasma membrane; basolateral plasma membrane. The transcript is spliced from 11 exons. The coding region runs from base 46 to 1428 and encodes 460 amino acids. Gene Ontology annotation, molecular function: ammonium channel activity. NCBI's taxonomy places the organism in Eukaryota, Metazoa, Chordata, Mammalia, Didelphimorphia, Didelphidae. The record is from RefSeq and is a predicted model, not a curated record.
GCUGGGGUUGCCAGGCCAGGCUAGGAGCGAGGGAAAUCACCCAAGAUGGCCUGGAAUACUAACCUUCGGUGGCGUCUGCCACUAACCUGCUUCAUCUUACAGGUGGUCAUGGUGGUCCUGUUUGGGGUAUUUGUGCGCUACAAUCCCGAGGCGGAUGCACACUGGAAUGAGGAGAAGAAGAAACAGAACAUUUCGAGCGAUGUAGAGAAUGACUUCUACUACCGGUACCCAAGCUUCCAGGACGUCCAUGUUAUGAUCUUUGUGGGUUUUGGCUUCCUCAUGACCUUCCUGCAGCGCUAUGGUUUUGGCUCUGUUGGUUUCAAUUUCCUUCUUGCGGCUUUUGGAAUCCAGUGGGCACUGCUGAUGCAAGGCUGGUUCCACUCCUUCCAUAAUGGCUAUAUCCUCAUUGGUGUGGAGAACCUCAUCAAUGCUGACUUCUGUGUAGGCUCUGUUUGUGUGGCCUUUGGAGCUAUCCUUGGCAAGGUUAGCCCUAUCCAGCUGCUCAUCAUGACCCUGUUCCAAGUGACCCUCUUUUCAGUGAAUGAGUACAUCCUCCUCAGCCUUCUCCAGGUAAAGGAUGCUGGUGGCUCUAUGACUAUCCACACAUUUGGGGCCUACUUUGGACUUACAGUGACCUGGAUCCUCUAUCGACCCAACCUGGAGCAGAGCAAGGAGAGGCAGAGCUCUGUAUACCACUCAGACCUCUUUGCUAUGAUUGGUACCCUGUUCUUGUGGAUGUACUGGCCUAGCUUUAACUCAGCUGUCUCCAACCAUGGAGAUGCCCAGCACCGGGCAGCCAUCAAUACUUACUGCUCCCUGGCUGCCUGUGUGCUCACCAGUGUGGCUCUCUCCAGUGCCCUACAACGGAAGGGCAAGCUUGACAUGGUUCACAUCCAGAAUGCAACACUUGCCGGUGGUGUGGCUGUGGGGACAGCAGCUGAGAUGAUGCUCAUGCCCUAUGGUUCUCUUAUUGUUGGUUUUAUCUGCGGCAUCAUAUCCACUGUGGGCUUUGUCUACUUAACACCAUUCCUGGAAUCCCGGCUGCGCAUCCAAGACACCUGUGGCAUCAACAAUCUUCAUGGCAUGCCAGGCAUCAUUGGGGGCAUUGUAGGAGCUGUCACUGCCAAUGAAGCACGUAUAUCUGUUUAUGGACAAGAAGGGCUCAUCAAAGCCUUUGACUUUGAAGGCUCCAAAAGUAGUUGGACCCCUCAAAAGCAGGGCCAGUACCAGGCAGCAGGCAUCUUUGUGUCUCUGGCCAUGGCCUUUGUGGGAGGUGCCAUUGUAGGUGUCAUUUUGAAAUUUCCACUUUGGGGACAAGCUGCAGAUGAAAACUGCUUUGAGGAUGAGGUCUAUUGGGAGGUGCCUGAAGUGGAGAAGAACAACAGCUACCAUCAUGAGGAUACCACCCUCAAGCCUGUGGCAUCAUAACACUGAGACCAGCUCCCUGUGGAAGAGAAGCAGCUGCAGGCCUCCUUUGGACCAUCUCAGCCUCAGUGGCCUCAGGAUUGAGAGUGUGUUUUUUCUGGGAGCCAAAUUUGAGGCACUGACCUGCUCCACACCUUCACCCUCUGGAUUAUCCACCCACAAACUUCUCUACCUUCUACCUCCUCCCUCCAAACACAGGAUUUGUCCCCCUUUAAAGAAACUCCAAGGCAGGGACUGCCUGGGAGACAUCUGAAUACUGAGGAAGAGGAAACAGAAAAGGGUCAAGGGAAGGGGGAGGAGUAAUGACCUGAAAUUGGGUUCCAGAGGGAUGAGAACCAGGGAGCUUCCGUUUAGGUUACAGGACCCAUCUGAGUGGGAGGCCAGGGCCUGGAGCCUUCCUUUUGUAGGGGAAGGGAGGAGAAUGGACACUUUCUAUCUGGACAAGGAGGGUUUUCUAGGCUGGUGAUCUGGAUUUUGAGAGAGGAUGGGUUCUGCUGCAAGAGAACUACUCCCUGAAGCAAGAAGACAAUGAUGCCACUGUGCCUGCUAGCUUAUGCUUUAUACUUGUCCCCCUGUCCCCUGGCUGCCCUGCUUCUUCAACUUGUGCUGCUGUUGAUGCCAGCCUCAGCAAAUAAAAUCGCCAUGAUGUCCA